This is a messenger RNA of Zootoca vivipara (common lizard), 5339 nucleotides long. NCBI's taxonomy places the organism in Eukaryota, Metazoa, Chordata, Lepidosauria, Squamata, Lacertidae. The record is from RefSeq and is a predicted model, not a curated record.
UAGUUGACAGUACUGAGCUAGACUUGGGGAAAAGGUAGUUUCCUAACAUCUUAACAGUCCUUUUGAAAGACUAGAAAGACUGAGUUCAAUAGGUUUCCCUAAGGAAGGAGUUUUAUAAUUGUAUAGUCACAUGUAUGUACAAAGUUUAAGCUACAAAAGUUUUCCCAAAUAACUUGGACAAGAGAACUUAAUAUUUUUUUUUAUUAUACCUAGAAACAAGAAGUUGGACAUGUAUUUAAUUGUUGAACAGAAGUCCUGGUGGUUCCUCUAACGGGUGGCACACUUGAAAGAGUGGCAAACACCACAGUCUGUACAAAUCCAGGUUUCAGUCUGAUUGCUCAAGCUUACCACCCUGCUAGACUUCAGCUGCUUCUGCCCAUAGCUCUGCCCUCCUCACAGGCAAGAUGUCCUGGGUGCAAGCUGCAAUCAGCCAGCACAGCGAAGAUGUGUUUGAUGAAGAUGCAAAUGAAAUGGACAUAGCUCAGAAAGAAUGGAAGAGCACCAUGGAGAAACGAGUCAAAGAAGGCUAUAGGGAUGGAGCAGAAGCUGGAAAACUGUUGACAGUUCAACAGGGUUUUAAUCAUGGGUAUGAAGCAGCAGCAAGGAAGAUGAUCUCAUGUGGCCAACUCAAAGGAACCAUAAGUGCUCUUUCGUUCUGGUGUCAACACAAUGGAUGCAGUUCUGUAGUGCUGAGCGAGGUAACUGACCUGCUGAACGAAUUGGGAAAAUACGAAGAAUCUGUGUUUAGAAGUCUUAACUCUACCCACCUGCAGCCCCCUGUUGAAGACUUGCUGGAUACUAUUGAGGACAUGGACCUCGGUCAUGCCCUCUUACCUGAGAAACAGCAUGAUGGAACUACAGGUGGAAGAAUAUCUGAAAACGGCAUUGAGUUUAGUGGACAGUCUUGCAGAAAUGAUAGCAGGACUGGAUCCUUCCAAGAAGAAUGUUGCAGAAGGAGAAACGGUGGUACUGAUUCCAAAAAGCCAGUGUUUACUUGGCUAAAGGAAAAAACUAUCAAUUUAGUGGAUCAGCUAGGUUUGCCACCAGACACAAUUGAACACAUUCAGCUAUUGCAAAGUUAAUUCAUUGUGUGGAUUUUUUAAAAGUUUUUUUUUUUAAGUAUCGUUUUCCCACAGAAGUACAACUACCUCAGAACUGGCUGAAAUGCAGAGAUUUUGCUUUCAAAUAUUCCUUAAUGUGCCCUUAAUGUAGUAGAUAAAAUCCUGCGGUAGUACAUGGAUAUGGCUUCUGAUUAAUUUGUACACUGUCUAAUCUCCUUUAACAAACUUUGCAAACACAUCUUAUGUUAGUAAAUCAUUCCAGGCACUCUAAUCUAUGUUACAUCGCUGUUCCAGAGAUGUGAAAUACAGCCUUGCAAGAGGGGAUUAUUCUCUCUUCCCCUUGCCCACUUCCCCGAUACAUAGGAAGAAUGGGUGUUAAAUGCAAUUUGUAAAGAUAUCUUUAACAUUUUACUGUAUUUGCAUUUUUAAAAUAUGGUGGAAGGGUCCCAGUCCCGUGAGAUGAACAGGCAUAAAGCUGGGAAAUUAACUCAUUCCUCCCCUGCUUUGUUUUGGGAAAUUCUCUGAAGCUAGGAUUUGCUUUGAGGAAGAAAUUCUUUGUUGGUGCUGGCUGAUGCUAUUUGCAUUUUUUAAUAUCUGAAAUAUAAAGGUGCAUUUAAUGUUACCUUGAGUUUGGCCUUCAGAUAUUUACUGAAGCAUUUCUUAGCUGGUAAACUAGUCUGUACAUAGUGCGGUUCUCUCUUCAUAAGCUUUCUGGGGAAAACCUUGCCCAGAAGUCAGUGCUGCACUAAUCAGGGGCAGGUGGACAAUGAGAGAAGAGGCAGGCCUAUUCAAGAGAACAAAGAAAUAGAAAUUCCUCUUCAAAAGGAAUUAAUGUUUCUUUCGAACUGGGGUGACUAACUUGUGUCCCACUUCUGUCACCUCCAAUACCCUCACAAAAAUUGACAUUACUAACUUUAAUAAUAAAAAUGACUGAUAGUGUAAAAUAAUUUAUUGGAAAGCAGCCUCAAGAAGUGCAGUUCUCGCUACUCACAGGAAGGUUGACCAUGGGUCAAUGUGGCCCCCCGAAAGAUUAGCCUCCUCUCUCCCUAAUAAUAUGAGUUCUAUGGGUCUUUUGCUGCCCUUACUUUGCUGUACUAUAGCUACCACUACUUGAGCUCUACCUGGUUCAGACCAAGAGAGGUCAUGUUGUGUGUGAGACACACACACAUACACACAAUCAUGUAAAAAUACUUACCUGUACUUCAUCUUACAUGUAGAGCAAGGUGAACAUAUUGUCUGUGCAAGGGCAGAUUUCAGGAGAGAGAUUCAUACUCUGUCCAGUAGAGAUUGCACACAAAAUAGUAUAAUUAUGGGAAAGGACUGGGGUACAAAAGUUUCAUUGUAGUGUAAAGAUGGUUCAUUUAUCUGUUAAUUUUAACUAUGUCCCCAAGUAAUCAAAUCAAUGCUAUCUGGAAAAAUGCCCCUCUGUGACUAACAUUUGAUGAAUAUCUUGAGAAUAUCCCACGUUCUGUCAUACUGAGUAUGUUUUGGAAGCACACCUCUUAUUUUAUAUAAAAAAGUGUGCAUAACUUAGUUUUAGAUUGAGGCUUCCUGUUUCCGGCGGUGAGAAAUGGCUGACUCCCAUAUGAUUGGACCUCAGCUGUGCCAGUAAUUCAGGGCUGAUAUGGGGGUAAUUAGCCCUGGCAGACUCCCCAGGGUGGGGGAGGACUGUCUCAUAGACCCGCAGAUUGUCCGAGAUUGUCAGCUUGCAUCAAGGUGCAAGCAGCAGGACAUUGGGUCCCAGAGCACGACACGGCUGGGACUCUCCGACGCCACUCUCAUAGCCGGAAAUAUCUGUUUGAUAAAAUCAUUAGAUUUGGACAAUAAACAGACAUAGUCUGCACUGAAGAAGACUGAGAAAAAACCUGCAGAAUGGCACAGUCCCUGGUGUUUAAGCUCGGACUUCAAAGAGAUUCUCAUCAUGGUGUUUGGAUUACGGAGGUGAUCAGUACGUUCUUUUUCUCUUCUCAAUACCUACAAUUGUUUUUCUACGCCAAGCCUCAUUAAGAAACCUAUUUUUUUUAAAAAAGUACAGAUGGACUUAUAUUUAUAAUUAAGUAUUCAAUUGCACAGCUUUGCUUAGACUUAAAAGACUUGAUAAAGAUGGUGCUUGUUAAUAUGACGCAGCAGAGAAAAAUGAGAGUUCCUCCCUUUUUCGAGGGAAGUGAGAGAUGCUUGCUCGCUGACUUUGUAGUGACUUGAGACAAUAAUUUGGGAUAACAUACAGUGCAUCUGUUUGCAGAAUUUCAUUAUGAGUGAGAGAGAAGGCUAAAUGGAUGUCUAGCAGCCCCCUUUCUAAGGCCCAGAAGGGGGGAUUGUGUGGUCUCUGAAAGCUGAUCGGUCACCAAAUGACUUAUAUCUGUGGAAUACAGUUCAUGUACAUUGCAAUAUUGCAAACAGUAUGCUUAACAUCAAACGACAGGCUUGGACAAAAGGCCGGAUUGGAAUAACUUAACAACAUGGGAGUUGUUGCAUCAUUAAACUAAACGGUAGACUUGGACAACAGCCCAGAUUGGAAGAUUGGAAUGAAGUCAGGAAAAGCUGCAUUGGCAAAUAGACAGUUGGAAAAAUACAUAUUUACAAAUAAAGCUGUAUUCGAUGGAUGAAAGGAUAAAGGAUUUCUGACAUGAUUGAGAAUUGCAUAGCCAGAUGGAUUAUGUUGGAUUAAAAGGAUUGGAAAGAACUUGGAACGUUGAUUAGAAUGGCAGCAAUUAUUGAUAUUCAGAACCCUUAGAAUUUGAAGCAUGGGGAAGCAAAAAUUUUAUAAUUUGGCAUAAUAUUUGGUUUAAUAGAUAUAUAUUUGUAUAAUUUGGAAUAAUUGGUUUGAUAUGAUUGAUUUGUAAGUGAAAAUCUAAUAAAAAUUGAUUUUUUUGCAUAGCCAGGGACGGAGAACUUUAAAGCAUUAAGAUUGGAAGGUGGAAAAUAUGAGAACAAGAAGAAGAAGGCAGGAACGAAGAUAUUUGAGAUAUACAGUGGUACCUCGGUUUACAAACACAAUUGGUUCCGGAAGUCUGUACUUAACCUGAAGUGUACUUAACCUGAAGCGAACUUUCCUAUUGAAAGUAAUGGAAUGUGGAUUAAUCCGUUCCAGACAGGUCCGUGGAGUACUUAAACUGAAAGUACUCAAACCGAAGCGUACUUAAACUGAGGUAUAACUGUACUUCAAGAGGUCCAGACUAUGGGGAGCCUGGAAAAAUUAAUAAUUAGGACUGUAAUUUGGUUUUUUAAAUUUUUAUUGUUUUAAUUGGAUUAUGAGCAUGGAUAUGUUAAUUGGUUGUUUUUAUUGAAAAAUUAAUAAAAAUGAUUUUUUUAAUUAAAAAAAGACCCUAUUUUUAAAAUAGGGUCUGACUUUGGAAAAAAGGAAACUUUAGUGUUAAGAAAAAAGCUCAAUUUAGACAAACUUUCAGGUGGACUGGAGUUCUGCCACAGGGUGUGACCAGUAUAAAGAUCAAAGUUGAAUUAAAAUAACUCACCCACCCCUGCCAAAAAAUGUUUAUCCUACUAAAAAAAAGUUCCUAAAGCUUUGUUUAACAUACUACUUCAGAAAACCUACUUUUUCUAAACACUCACUAUAAAAUAACCCGUACAAAGUUGAAACUUAAUGUUUAAUAAGGUGGUAAACAAGCAUAUGCAAUUUGACAUCAAAUCUCUGCAUUCAAAUUGCUUUUGUGACUUAAAAUUAACUUUUUCCUAUGUUUUUCACUAAGCAGAAUUAGUUUUGCCCAGUUGUAACUUGUGAGAGAAAUAAACCAAGUAUUACACCAAAAAUAAUACUGCUGUUGCUCAGUUUCACAAGUAGCCACACUACUGCUGGUUAUGUUCAACUUGUUGGUCUUUGCAGUUUUCCUCACAGACUCCGUCUUUGCUCAGAGAAGUUUCCUCAGCUUUUUGUUGGGUGGCUUUCUUGAAAAUGGCUCUCAUGAGAACCGGAAUUGACAUACACCUAAGAGAAGGGCAAAGUCAUCCAAUAUUUAAGGAAUUGCUAAUUCACUCAAUACAAUCUGGCUGCUCCACAUUGCUCUGACUGGUGUAUGAGCAAGCUGCAUUUGCCACUGUCUCCAAACAAGUCAGCGCAGUGCAGAAGGCUUUAUAGAUUACAUAAAAUAAAUUUCUAAAGUUCCAUGCCAGUUCUUCUGUAAGGUGACAAAUAUUUGCAUAUUUUGCAUUGCUCACUCAACAGGAGCUAUUUGAAUCUUUAAAGUUGCAUCCCUUCAUACUGCUCAAAAUCCUACCCAUGCUUGAUGUUUGAUGUUUCACAAGUAUUUCCUAUUCCUCCAC